This is a messenger RNA of Harmonia axyridis, 1923 nucleotides long. It is a transcript of the gene Sting, whose product is annotated as stimulator of interferon genes protein. Gene Ontology annotation, cellular component: endoplasmic reticulum membrane; autophagosome. The transcript is spliced from 8 exons. Gene Ontology annotation, molecular function: cyclic-di-GMP binding; 2',3'-cyclic GMP-AMP binding. Gene Ontology annotation, biological process: positive regulation of macroautophagy; autophagosome assembly; positive regulation of type I interferon production. The record is from RefSeq and is a predicted model, not a curated record. Bases 580 to 1704 code for a protein of 374 amino acids. Lineage: Eukaryota; Metazoa; Arthropoda; Insecta; Coleoptera; Coccinellidae.
UGUAAGAACAAAGAGCGUAUUAUGGUUACAAUGGGCAUUCAUUCCACCCACAUUAUCUCGUGUUUGAAAUUGAUGAGUUAACAAUAUUCUAUCACAGACUAACUAGUAAUCUGUGAUUCUAUCAUGAAAUAUCAAGUAACAAAUGAAGAUUCUAAAAUAUGUCGUAUGAUCAGAAUGGGGUCGUAUUAUGUAAUUAUAUACUCGAUAAGUAUUCAGUACAAAAUAGUAUAAUUUUUCAGAGUAAAAUUUCAAGUUAUCAGUGAAUUCAGUAUUCCCUAACGUACGACAUACUUUAAAUUAUAAACAUUUGCACAAGAUGGAGCCACAGGCCCAUUGGGGGAAAACCAAUAUUCUGUGAAAUCAAAUCAUAUUUUCGAUGGUCAAAUGUCUCCUCAGGAGGGUUGAUGAUACUAUUUAUAGAAAAUGACCUAUCCUAGAUACUGCAUAUUAGUGAAAAAUUGAAGAUUAAUUAACUUGUUAAUUGAAUAACGCUAUAAAAUUUUUCAUUCAACAGACUGAUUACCUACUACGGAGUACGACAAGUAAAUUCUAUAAAAUUUUUGGAAAUAGCUGAAUGAGAUGAAAAAAAAAGUUGCUGAACUCCAUUUGAAAUCGUAUGUAGUUAGGGACAAGGGAGGAAAGCUAACUUUCCCUUCUACAAUACCAAAGAAACGAAGCUCAAUCAGGAUGUUUAUAUUAGGAUGUUUUAUUUUGUAUAGCUGUAUAAGCGAGUUUUAUGAGAUUAAAGACUUCAAAUUAACUCUUGAAAUGUUCAGUUAUACCAUUGCCAUUUAUUUCAUAGUGGAAUUUAUUGAUAGGAUAAUACUAAGUUUCGAAGAGUUGAUGAACCAUUUCCAACCAAGAUAUGGAAAAAGUUUGAUAAAGGUUUUGAAGCAUACCUUUUACUUCAGUGAAGGAGCAUGUCUUAUUAUGAUAUCUUCAUUAGCAAUCGUUGGCAAGUUCUACUCGGAACAUGGAUUUAUUGACACUACGAAACUUCAUAAGUUCUCAUACCUUAAAAGUUUAUUUCUCUUACUUUUUCUAAGAAAAGUAUUGAAGAUAGAACAUGCUCCCAUUUAUAAUUCAUUGAAAUUUGAAGAUAAUGAUGGCCUGAGCUACAGUACAGCAAUGGCAAAUUCAUUUUAUCAUGGGUAUUUGAAAUUGAUAUUACCAAAAACGAGUGGAGAAGACAAGAACCUAAUGGAAAUAAUUGAUAUAUAUUCUGAUAGAAAUAAAGUUGAUGUGUUUCCAAAACUCUUUAUAUUGGUUCCAAAGUCAGCUUUUUGCCAAAUUUCUUUAAAAAGUUCAAUUAGUCCAAGUAUUGAGGAAAGUUCUAGUUUAGAUGAAAAGAAGUUAACAAUAGCUGGUGUUCAAAAGAGAUCAUACAAAAACUCUGUUUAUAAAAUAAGAGACCCAAAUAAUCCUAGAAAGGUGUAUUAUGUUUGUGCCGAGUAUGCAACUCCUUUACGUACCUUUAAAGCAUCACUGGAUUUUAGUGGGUUAUUUAACGAAACUUUCAAGAAACAUGCUGACGACAUAGUAUUGAAUUUUUAUUUGAUUAUGAGAGAUUUUGUCAGAAAUGAUCCUGAUAUUUGUGAUCUAUGUGAAUUGAUUUACUAUGAUGACCGUGAUGAACAUGGUUUGAGAGAUAUAGCCCCGUUAUUACUGAGUAAAGUGAAAAAACAGAAUAGAUCACUGGUUUGAACAAAGAAUGAUAUGGGAACUGAAAGCUGAAUUAUAUAUAUACCUUCAUAUUUCAAGUUUUUGCUCUCAUUGAAAUUCAUUAAUAUUGCUCAUGCGAUCUUAUAGAUUAUUGAGUUAGUUAUUAUUAAUAGUAAAGAAAUUUAUCAAUAUUUUUCGUUGUUUACACUAUAUUUUCUGUCUUCAGCACUACUUAUUUUUUUAAAUAUACAUUUAUGAAAA